AUGAAUCCUCCGCGGAGAGGAAGAGGUGACGCGGAGCUCCGCGGAGCCCUUAAAGUCACCAUGGAAUGGGUGGUUGCAAGAGUUUUAGCGACGGUUUUUUGUGAUACAAACGACGAAGCAGAUGUUCAUCAACUCAGAAAUGUAAUUUCUGAAACGAAGGAGAUUGUGCAUUUGUAUCUUGAGGUGCUUGAGGGUAGGGUUGAACAGACAGAAGUUGUUGACAAGAUUGUACCAUACAAUGUUGAAAACAUUGUGUCUGAUAAUGUUGAAGAGUGUCCACAAGAAGAAACUGUGGCAUUGAAUACAGUGGAAGAAGAAAAUUUAUAUGAGUUUGGAAGAUUGUGUGACAAAACUGAUGGGUUUUGGUCAUAA
Messenger RNA from Lactuca saligna, 372 nucleotides. The record is from the annotation of a GenBank genome assembly. NCBI's taxonomy places the organism in Eukaryota, Viridiplantae, Streptophyta, Magnoliopsida, Asterales, Asteraceae.